Charadrius vociferus (killdeer) is the source of this 2193-nucleotide messenger RNA. It is a transcript of the gene PHACTR4, whose product is annotated as phosphatase and actin regulator 4. The record is from RefSeq and is a predicted model, not a curated record. NCBI's taxonomy places the organism in Eukaryota, Metazoa, Chordata, Aves, Charadriiformes, Charadriidae. The transcript is spliced from 14 exons. Bases 1 to 2127 code for a protein of 708 amino acids. Gene Ontology annotation, biological process: actin cytoskeleton organization; neural crest cell migration. Gene Ontology annotation, molecular function: actin binding.
AUGGGGCAGCCGCACUUCUCGAGACCGGUAAAUCCAGCUGCUUUUGCCGAAGAGGUGGAUCACCCCCCAACUGAUGCCGGCAUGGGGGUAGACGUUUUGGAAUCGGGUGACACUACACCUCCUACAAAGAGGAAAAGCAAAUUCUCAAGCUUUGGCAAGAUCUUCAAACCCUGGAAGUGGAGGAAAAAGAAAAGCAGUGACAAAUUUAAGGAGACUUCGGAAGUUUUAGAACGAAAGAUUUCUAUGCGAAAGCCAAGAGAGGAGCUGGUAAAAAGAGGGGUUCUGUUGGAAGACCCUGAGCAGGAUGGUGAAGAACCAGACAAGCUGAACCCGCCCGCACUGAAGAAUGGUCACACAGUCCCAAUCGGUGGUCCCGGGGUUUGUAACCUGGCCAGCCAGGAGGAAGAGGCCACAAAGCCAUCCAGCCUUAGGAAGCCUGUUCCACCUGAGGAACCAAAGAAAAGGCAGGGCUCAUCCAGCAGCCACUCUGGGCCCGAACCGGAACCACCUCAGGAGCCCUAUGUUCCCAGACAGCCUCUGCUUCCUCCAAAAAGACCUCCCUCCACUUCUCAGGAGGCAAACGAAGCACAGGCGAAGGAUCCAAUGCCUGCUAGCAGUGCUGCAAAAACUGCACCCUCCACCACAGCCCCUGUUGUGGCAAAGACAGUCAAUUCCACAGCCGCCCCUUCCCCAGCCCCCAGGACUCUGCCCCCUGCUCUUACCAGUGCCAACACUACUGCUCCCACGAGUACAACCAGCACAGCUCCUGCCAAACAGCCUCCCGUCCCUCCUCCCAAACCUGUCAACAGGAAUAGCAACUCAGUAAUAGCUGAACUUUCUCAAGCAAUGAACAGUGGUACAGGCUUGUCCAAGCCUUCCCCUCCUCUCCCACCGAAGAGAGGCCUCCUGCCUAACAACACGUCAGAGGCAGCUAUCGCUUCCAAGCCCCCGAACGACAGGACAGUGACAGCUAACCGCCCCACACUGAUACCAAUGCACAUGACCUCUGCUUACCCGCCACCCUCGCCUUCGCCGCCGCUGCCCACGCACAUACCCCCUGAGCCUCCACGCAUGCCCUUGCCUCCCUCCACCCCUGUCUCUGACCCUCCACGCUCCUUAGACCUACCCAAAGAGACUCCUCCUCAAGACUUCAGGUCCUUGGAAGUGUCGAAGAGGAUGGCAGAGCAAGGGUUUGUCGAACCUCACGUGCUGCCUCGCCUGCCCCCAAUCCCAUUGCACAUCCGUAUUCAGCAGGCUCUGACAAGUCCUCUGCCUGUCACCCCGCCUGCUGAGGGGUCGCACAGGGCUCACUCGCUGCUCUUCGAGAAUGAUGGCUUUGGAGAGGACAAUGGCACCCUGGGCAGGACGAGGUCCCUGCCUGUCACCAUCGAGAUGCUGAAAGUUCCAGAUGAUGAGGAAGAGGAAGAAGAUGACCAGGAAGAGGAGCAGAAUUUGGGCCCUCGUGUGUAUAUUGGAGAUGUGCCAUCUGUCACAGUCAUCCCAAAACUGGUACCCCAGGUCCUGCCAGAGGAGCAGGAAGGAGAUGAAGGGAUGAGCGACUCUGACUCGGAGGGGCCCAUCCUGUACAAAGAUGAUGAGGAUGAGGAAGAAGAUGAAAGCCAUAACAGCACGCUGGCUAACAAAGUGAAGAGGAAAGACACGCUAGCUAUAAAGCUGGGGAAUGCAACCACGCCGCAGGAGGAGAAGAUUGUCUUCCCUCGGAAGACCAAGGAGGAGUGGAACGAAAUUCGGCAGCAGAUUGGGACGACGUUGAUCAGGCGACUGAGCCAGAGACCAACAGCAGAAGAACUGGAGCAGAGGAACAUACUUCAACCGAAAAAUGAAGCUGACCGUCAAGCUGAGAAGCGAGAGAUCAAACGCAGGCUCACCAGAAAGCUUAGCCAAAGGCCUACAGUGGCGGAGCUGCAGGCCAGGAAGAUCCUGAGGUUUAAUGAAUAUGUGGAAGUAACAGACGCUCAAGACUAUGACCGGCGAGCAGAUAAGCCAUGGACAAAGCUAACACCGGCCGACAAGGCUGCUAUCCGGAAGGAGCUGAAUGAGUUUAAGAGCUGUGAAAUGGAAGUCCACGAGGACAGCAAGCAGUUCACGAGGUACCAUCGACCAUAAUCUUCCAAGAAGGGAGCAAGAGACCCAAGAGGACUGGAAGUUCUCUGCAUCCCUCCCCUAGGCAAU